GCAUUAUUCUAUUUGAUCGGAUUUGAUGAUCGAUUAGAGAAUUAGAGAUGUAGUAUUAUGUAAGCAAAGCUAUUAACAAAGUUGAAAUUAUAUAAUUACAAAAAGGUAAAAACAAACAGAAAAGUUGGUAAAAAUUAAAGCAAAGGUCAUACACUUGAAAGCGAUUUAAAGGGUCUAUUGAAUUGUGACAUCAAAGUGAGACCAAAACCAUAGCUUAUUGGUUACCUUUUCAAAACAAAGAAUCUCUUUACCCACCAACUCCAGAUUUAAGGAUCAUGCAUUCAUGCUAAUUGGUAAAUAAUUCCUUCUGUAACAUUAAAAUGAUUAUCUUUAGGAGAAAAAGUUUAACGUCACAUAACUAUAGAUUUAUCACUAUCAAAUUUUGGAUUAAGAGACAAAAGGUCAUUAGCACAUUAACCUAUAUUUUGCUUUUUUUUUCCUAGAACAAUUACAUCUCUGUCUCUUCUAUUGGACCCAACCAUCAUGACACUAGAAAUGACCAUUGAGAGACAAGAAGCUCACAGUCUUUCUCUUUCUCUAUCUCUCUCAAAUCUAUAAGACAUUUGACACCCCAAAACCAAUAGACAAAGCUUUCUAUGCUGUUCUGUUCUGUUCUCCAAUGUUGUCAUCAGCAAAGCAUAAUAAGAUCAACAACCAUAGUGCCUUCAUCAUCAUCAUCAUCAACAUCAUCCUCCCUAGGCCAUAACAAUUCUCAAGUCACUAUGGAAGAAGUAUGGAAAGAAAUCAACAAUGGUUCACUUCACUACCAUCGCCAACUAAACAUUGGUCAUGAACCAAUGUUAAAGAACCAAAACCCUAAUAACUCCACCUUUCAAGAUUUCCUCAACAUGCCUCUGAAUCAACAACCACCUUCUACUUCCUCCAUUGUCACUGCUCUCUAUGGCUCUCUGCCUCUUCCUCCUCCUGCCACUGUCCUCAGCUUGAACUCCGGCGUUGGAUUCGAGUUUCUUGAUACCACAGAAACUCUUGCUGCUUCUAACCCUCACUCCUUUGAGGAAUCUGCAAGAGUUGGUUGUCUUGGUAAGAAAAGAAGCCAAGAUCCUGAUGAAAGUAGAGGAGACAGAAGGUAUAAGCGAAUGAUCAAGAACAGAGAAUCUGCUGCUCGUUCAAGGGCUAGGAAACAGGAAUGUGUCUCUCUUUACUCUUCUAAUUUCCAAUUCCUGUGAAUCAAAAGAAACAGAAUCUAGAAUUCCUCUGUAUUAAUAUGGUAUAUGAAUCUUUCAGGCAUACACAAACGAACUUGAGCUUGAAAUUGCUCACUUGCAGACAGAGAAUGCAAGACUCAAGAUACAACAAGACCAGUUGAAAAUGGCGGAAGCAACUCAAAACCAAGUAAAGAAAACACUGCAACGGUCUUCGACAGCUCCAUUUUGAGAAAAAUCUACAAGUCCUUUCUUUUUGGGGGAGUUUUAAGUGUUUCUUAUGAAGAUGAGAAAAACAGAAAAAGUUUGUACAUUUUAGCUAAGAAGUUAGAGCAUCUCCAAUGGCAUAUCUUAGAGUAUAUCUUAACUAAAUAUCUUAGGAUUAAACACAAAAAAAUAAUUCAAAACAGAUUAAUAAGCUAAGAUAUAAAUCUUAGCUUAGAUUUUUUCUUAAGGUUAAGAUGUUGUUACGUGUCAGCAUCUGAGUGGAGGAAAGAAAAAACAAAACCAAAAAAAAAAUUAUUGAGUUGUGUUUUUUUUUUUUUUUGCGUUUUUCAUCUCUGUCGAGAGAGAGACUUUUGUCGACAAAAAUGAGGGUGUGCGAUCUCUUUGAUUCCGGUGGUUCCGUCGAACUAGGAUUACGGUAAUGCAAAAUCCGUCUAUGAUCCGUUGUUAUCAUCAGGGUUCUUAAAGUUGGGAUUACGGUAAUGCAAAAUUAGGGUUCUUAGAAUUGGGAUUAGGGUAAUGUAAAAUUAGAAUUCUAUGAUCCGUUUGAUGUGUAGAACAGUAAGAAUUGAUGUGGUCAGAUUGAGAAUUGGUAAUUGAUCUGUUUGAGAAACUGGUAAUUGAUCUCUCAGACUUCUUCUUCUUCAUCUCAAGGAUACUCAAUAUCUGCUUCAACACCAUCAAUGUCCAAUGUUGGGCAAGUUUCUUCUUUCAACCAACACCUCUCUGUGUGUGUAUAGAUUCAUGAAACAUUGUCAUAGAUGUUCAUGUUUUGCAAGUAAUACAAAAAUUUGAAUUUUUUUUUCUUAA
Arabidopsis lyrata subsp. lyrata is the source of this 2198-nucleotide messenger RNA. RefSeq names its product bZIP transcription factor 27. Gene Ontology annotation, biological process: positive regulation of DNA-templated transcription. The record is from RefSeq and is a predicted model, not a curated record. Lineage: Eukaryota; Viridiplantae; Streptophyta; Magnoliopsida; Brassicales; Brassicaceae. The transcript has 3 exons. Gene Ontology annotation, molecular function: DNA-binding transcription factor activity. The coding region runs from base 597 to 1187 and encodes 196 amino acids. Gene Ontology annotation, cellular component: nucleus.